AGGAAAGGAACUGAAGGAAAUGUUGCCUCAGGGGAAAAAGAAAUCCAUUCUAAAUGUAAAUAAUUGUUAAUCAUAUGGUCACAGCAGCGUGAGUGGUGCCAGAUUCCCUGAUUUGCAUUUGUCAGAAGCAUAUGAUCAGGUGGAGUGCCACCAUGCCAUCUAAUCCAGAGGCAGUCUGGCUUUAAGAGAUGUGAUACAGUCUUUACACUCAGUCAGGCUGUACGGGAACAUUUGUUUCUUAGUGCUCGCUAAAGGGGGGACUCAGCGAGAGCCGCUGCUCAGAGGCUGCCUCUCACUGGAAGGAUGCAGACGGUGAAAGAAGAGAUUCCACUACAGUUAAUUAAGGAGCACUCUGCACGUGCCUAUAAAUGCGAAGGGGCAAAUGAAUUCAGUGUCAGUGGGAGCAGCUCCUCAAGGGGAAGCAGUGAUAUUUCAAAGGUGGAAUUGAAAGAGCUGUAAAUCUAUUUCCUGACUCCGGCUUGACGGUCAUUUCUGAAUCACUGGACUGUUGCUAUCAAAGUGUGGAGCAGGGAGGCAGAGUCAGUGGAGUUCCCUCCUCGAGCCAAAUUCAGAGUUAUUGGAUGGGAUCAACAUGAGCAGCAUUAUGGAUGGAUUUAUGUCAUUCUGUUGAGAUAUUUAUAUACUCCUUGUUGGGUUGCUCAGCAGAUGUGUCCUGUCAUGUCCUGGCUGCUCUGCCUGUGCCUCUGGGUCAGUGUGACUGCCAUUCAACUGUGUCAGGCCACUUUCUACGACACCAUCCAACAGCAUCAUGGGACGAGGCCUGAACGAACCACCAUUCACAUGAUUGAGGGGGGCACAUGUGAAGUAAUUGCUGCUCACAGAUGCUGUAAUAAGAAUCGUAUUGAGGAGCGGUCACAGACGGUCAAGUGUUCUUGUCUGCCAGGGAAGGUGGCUGGAACCACAAGAAACAGACCCUCAUGUGUUGAUGCAUCCAUAGUAAUUGGGAAGUGGUGGUGUGAGAUGGAGCCUUGCCUGGAGGGGGAGGAAUGCAAGACGCUCCCUGACAACUCAGGCUGGAUGUGCUACGCCGGCAACAAGAUCAAAACCACAAGGAACACGCAGCCAUACACAACAUCAACAUAUUAACACAUUGCAGAAAGGAUGCAAGGGAAUGCCUCUGGUGCAAGGGUUAAUUUGCAGCACUGACAAAGGACCAAUUACCACAAAGACAAUUAACCUAUUGUUGCUUUAAGAAAUGUGAACACUUCU
Lates calcarifer (barramundi perch) is the source of this 1230-nucleotide messenger RNA. RefSeq names its product chemokine-like protein TAFA-1. The transcript has 6 exons. The record is from RefSeq and is a predicted model, not a curated record. Gene Ontology annotation, biological process: regulation of neuroblast proliferation; neuroblast differentiation. The coding region runs from base 667 to 1107 and encodes 146 amino acids. Gene Ontology annotation, molecular function: receptor ligand activity. NCBI's taxonomy places the organism in Eukaryota, Metazoa, Chordata, Actinopteri, Centropomidae.